Molecule: messenger RNA, 1764 nt
Organism: Penicillium cinerascens
Lineage: Eukaryota; Fungi; Ascomycota; Eurotiomycetes; Eurotiales; Aspergillaceae
Exons: 3
Coding region: 1-1764 (587 amino acids)
Biological process (GO): transmembrane transport
Molecular function (GO): transmembrane transporter activity
Source: RefSeq, a predicted model, not a curated record
AUGAAACUUCAGGCUCAAGACAGAGUUCAACAUGUCAUGAAACUCUUCUUCAAGAAACUCACUUCAGAUCCAGUUUCGACCAAGGCCAGUGACACUGGACUUCUUCGCGUUCCCAUUUUCUCCCAGAUCGUUCCCCUCUGGACGCGCACAAAGCACAACUUCUAUCUCGCGUUCCACUUGCAGCUUGCAGGAUUCUCGGUCUUCCCCAUACCAUAUCCUGUAGUUCCUAAAGAAGAAGGGAAAACGCAGUCGGAGGAGCAGUCCCCAAUCGAUACGAAAAAUAAGAAGCCGCUCUCAUUCCAUCUUUCCUUCUUCGGAAUGCUCGUUAUGGUUUUUAUCGUGUCUCUUGACACUACUACCCUGGCAGUGGCAACCCCUGUCAUCACUCACGAUCUUGGUGGCACGACACUCGAAUCAUUCUGGGCAAGCAUCUGCUUCAUGCUGGCUGUCUCGGUGGUUCAACCCCUAUAUAUGAGCACAUCGGACGUUCUUGGUCGCAAGAUUCCCCUUUACACUGCAUUUUUCCUUUUCGCAAUUGGCUCCGUCAUCUUUGGCCUGGCUCCGAAUAUGUCGACAGUGAUCGUCGGGCGAACUAUUCGGGGUCUGGGUGGCAGUGGUCUCGACGUUCUCAACGAGACCAUCACGGCAGACAUGACCACUAUGAAAGAGCGUCCGAUGUAUCUCGGCAUCCUUGCCAUUCCAAUGGCCGCUGGAGCUAUUCUGGGUCCAGUUGUGGGCUCUUUGUUUACCCAGUUCGUGUCGUGGAGAUGGAUCGGGUGGAUCAACCUGCCGCUGAUCGGCUUCAGUUUCAUCUUAACGCUUUUCUUCCUACGACUGAAACCGCUGGAGGGAUCUGUCCUAUCGAGUUGGUCGGGUGCUUUGUACACCUGGGGCUCGUGGAGAACCCUUCUUCCUUUAAUCCUCGGCGUCCUCCUUCUCCUUGUCUUCGUUUUCUACGAGCGCAUACCUGAGCGACCGGUUCUACCCUAUCAUCUUUUCAAUUCGGCAACAUCGACCACAACGUUCCUGGGCGGACUUCUCCACGGCUUGAUUAUUUACACUCUGAAUACAUACCUCCCGCUCUUUUACCAAGCCGCUUUUUUCGAAACACCUCUUCAUGCCGCCAUCACCUUAUUACCGAUGAAUAUCCUGACCCUUUUCUUCAGUUGUAUGUCACCGAUCUCUGUUGCCUAUCUACGAAAAUAUCGGUGGAAUAUCUGGUUGGGUUGGGUGUUCCUCACAGUAGGUGUUGGCUUGCUUCUCCUCAUCAAGCCAGAUUCAUCAGUCCCUUUCCGAACUGGCAUGCCAGUGGUGGCCUCCCUGGGUAUUGGCGUACUUUUCACUGUUCUCGUACUCCCCGCGCAGGCAAGUGUGGCAAGCGUGGACGACACGGGCCUCGCCGUGGGGCUACUCGUAUUUUUCCGGUUACUCGGCGGCCUGAUCGGUCUGGCCAUUGGCGCUACGGUGUUCAACAGUGUCUUUGCAAAGUCUGUUAAAGAUUUAGGUCCACUGCCAAACAGUCUGGCGGCGCUGGAGAACAGCCAGAACGCCAUCGGUUUCAUUCCUCAGUUGAAGGAUCUCAAAUCAUCGGUACCGCUAGAGACGUUAGAUAAGAUCACGGGAGUCUACAGCCAUUCAUUUCAUUCGAUAUGGAUAGUACUGAUCGUCUGUGCCGGUGUUGGACUCAUCUCUUCGCUGUUCACAGAAGAGGUCAGCAUGGAGAAGGAAGAACUAGGAAGGCAGCGCUUCGAGCCGUCUGAGUAG